AUGAGCUCUACCAAUUUCGUCCAAGCCCAGCAGCGGUUGGCUGCGCGUCGACAGGCUCGCGAACGAGAAGCCCAAGCUCGACUCGACGCUACCCGCCAAGCAUCGCGAGCCUGGACUGAAGUGACGCGUUUGCCAUAUCCCUUGAAUCGACUUGGAACUUCAUCGCUAUCGGUAUGGGAAGUGAUCUCGUCACGCGAAGGCACGAGACCUGCCUUUCGAGUCGGCCAAGUCGACGCUGAAUUAUUAGACGAAGACCUCGUAACUCAACUACGCGAUCAGGUUGGCGAAGCGCUCAAAUACUUCGGAGGUACCCUAAAGGAUGACUGGUCAGCCGAGAUUCUGCUUGUGCUUCGUAUAAUCCUUUUCAAACUUACGGUCUGGGAUCAUGAUGCGACCUAUGGUGCGGCUCUUCAAAAUCUCAAGUAUACCGAUGCGAGACGCGAUGGGCUGGUUUUAACCCCCCCGAGUAAAUGGCAGAAGAGUCUCUAUGGUCUUAUUACCGUAGGAGGGAAAUAUGGUUGGACAAAAUGGGAGAAUUGGUUACUGGACCGAGACAAUGGAUACGAUCAACCCUCGCCGAUGGUACGGAGGCUUGGCAGACUCACGUCACGGAUUACUACUCUCCACUCGGUAGCUGCCUUCGCCUCGUUCCUUGCCUUCCUCUUGCAUGGGAGGUACCGAACAAUACUAGACAGGGUAUUGAGAAUGCGUCUAGCUCCACCCACCAGUCAAGUUAACCGUGAAGUUUCUUUCGAGUACCUUAACCGGCAACUGGUAUGGCACGCAUUUACCGAGUUCUUACUCUUCGUCCUGCCCUUAGUAGGGAUCAAUAGAUGGCGUAGGUGGCUUGGUCGCACAUGGAGGAAGACCAAAGAGAUCAUCAAUGUCAGCAAGGAGGGUGAUGUCAACGAGAAGCGAGGCGAUUUUGCGUUUCUACCCGAACGGACAUGUGCUAUUUGCUAUCAGGAUCAAAACUCGGCCGUCUCAGAGACCGAGGUUUUGGCUGCAGCCGCCUCAAGUGGAGUUAUAGGCUCGGCACAGACGGAUAUCACGAAUCCAUACGAGACGAUCCCAUGCGGCUGCAUAUAUUGCUUUGUAUGCAUUGCAACCAGAUUGGAGCGUGAGGAGGGUGAAGGCUGGACUUGCCUACGGUGCGGCGAUCUAGUAAAAGAAUGCAAACCAUGGAACGGGGAUGUUCUAGAAGAACAACCGAAAUCAUCAGCACCAGCCACGAAGCACGUAGGGUUUAUCGAUGACGAGAAACCCGCUUCCGGCCCCCCAGAUGAUAAUAAUGACACCUUCGAGUCAGCGGCGUCAGAUUCUCCUGAAGAUAAUGACUCGGAAGUAUACGAGGAAGAAGAGGCCGGGGUGGAGGAAGGGUUCGACGACUAAUCGUCGAUUUCGAUGAUACAUGGAGCCUCUGCACAACAUAAUCCUACCAAACUAGAAGAGCCUUCGGUUCAAGCAGCAAAUCGUUAACCGCCCCCAAGCGCUCAACGAUUCGCGCUAGUUGAGACACGAAACCCGUAUCCUUUCGCCUGGACCUUCACCUUCGGCGUAUGAAUGGUUGUCUGUCAUCAUCACGUUUCUUAGGAGUCGGAGGUGAGAUAGCCUAUUUAGUAGCCAUACGCCCAGGGGUCCGGCUCGGUAGGGCUGCAGAACAAGUGGAGAAAGGCGGGAGGAGGCAUAUGCCAUUCCAAAUCACCGGUUGAAGAUCCCACGUCCCGUACCUAUCGACGGGCUCAGCAUACGCCGCAUCUGUCGCACAAUAACGCAAUCUCGUCAACAUCUGUCUGUGAAGCUCCACCCAGCCCUACGCUCUACGCUCCCACCUACCGGUCCAAGGUGUACCAACGCCUUGGCGAUUCAUGUUAUUUUUGUUCUCGGGAGAUACUAAACCCCUUAAUCCACCUUAAUAUUCGGCAGGUUUAGGCGCGAGGUUGGU
Molecule: messenger RNA, 1945 nt
Organism: Daldinia decipiens
Lineage: Eukaryota; Fungi; Ascomycota; Sordariomycetes; Xylariales; Hypoxylaceae
Product: Pex12 amino terminal region-domain-containing protein
Exons: 2
Coding region: 1-1392 (463 amino acids)
Biological process (GO): protein import into peroxisome matrix
Cellular component (GO): peroxisomal membrane
Molecular function (GO): zinc ion binding
Source: RefSeq, a predicted model, not a curated record